Molecule: messenger RNA, 2099 nt
Organism: Labeo rohita (rohu)
Lineage: Eukaryota; Metazoa; Chordata; Actinopteri; Cypriniformes; Cyprinidae
Exons: 11
Coding region: 1-1842 (613 amino acids)
Molecular function (GO): protein binding
Source: RefSeq, a predicted model, not a curated record
AUGCAAAAAGGAGAUCACAGAAAGUAUAUGCAGGAUGGCAGCAGUGUUGUGUCUGAUGAGAAGUGUUGGCUCUAUCGAGCCCUGCUGAAGUAUCUGGACGCCUGCUCACUGAAUGCAGACAGCUGGGAAUAUAACCUACAUGUGGGCCGUUUGCUGCUACUGCAAGGGAAAAGCAAUGAGGCACUGAAGCACCUUCAGACUGCGCUGAGCCUUCAGCCCUGUCAGCCAGCUAUCAGGUUUUAUACUGGCUUGGCCCUGCUGCAGCAGAAAGAGGCGGCUGCAGCCUCCGAGCGUGAGGUUGAGUUGUUCCUAACUCAAGGCCUGGAAAAUGUCAUGGGUCAAUUCUUUGUCUCACAUGAUCACAAGGAACGAGAGCAGUGGGACACUGGAUACGAUUGGUCCGUUGUGAAUGCUCAGUUUCUACGUGGUUGUCUCAGUUUGGCGGCCUUGCUUUCCAAAAACUCACCCUCUGACCAGGCCUUGAGUCCAGAGCAAGUGUAUCACAUCGUCUCUGGGCUUGCGGCGCAGGGCAUCAGCAGGUGUGUGAAUGCGGGUGAGGUGCUUCAGCAGCUGGAGUGGGUGCUGCUGGAUGCUCAUUUUUCUCUGCUGCAAGGCCUCAUUCUGCAGGAAAGAAACAGCAAACAGCCCUGGAUAGUGAAAAGAUGUCAGGCUCUCACGUCUUUGAUACGGCUCUCAUCCAUCGGCCCCUGUAGGGAGCUUCUGGACUUGCAGGAGAAGGUCUGUCAGAUGGGAGUGCUGGCGGUGCCCCGCUGCAGUCGUGCUCUGUGUCUGCUGGGAUUGGCACAGCUGGAUCAGAGCGACAGUCACGCAGCAGCUGAACGAGGUCAGGCGGCGCUUGCAAACGCUUGCCUCAGUUUCCGGGCCAGCAUUGAGUUAGAAGGUUCCCAUCAGACCGGAGAACCACCCGAGCAGCUGACCAAGCAGGCAUGGUGGAAGGAUCAUUUAGAUGCAGAAAACAACAAAAAGGUCAAGCAUGAAGCUCCUGAGCCCAAACCAGCGGUUGAGUCACCUGAGGGUUCUGCAGACGGAAAGAAGCUGGUGAGAGGCAGAGGAGCUCCGGCCAGAGGCGUCCCUACAUCCACAGCGAAGACCUCUGCUCCUACACGAGUCAACAGGACAGCCACAGCAGCCAAACACACGCCUCAAGCUGCUCAAGGCAGGACAGGAUGGCAUUUGGUUGCCAAGAGUGAUGGAGCUGGAAAGACAGCAGGCAAAUCGAGCAUUAAAGCUCAAACAUCUCCUUGUAAAUCUAGGCAGGAGCACAGCCCUCUUCAAGAUAAACCAGUGACUUCAGCAGUGGAGGUUGGCAAGCAGGACAAUGACAGCACAGUCUCAACAGCUCUGAAUGAGAAGUCCUAUUUGCCUCGGCUUGGCUUAGCCAGAGCUCUGGCGCGAAACGCCGACUCACAGAAACAAGCAUGUCAUUUUUACCGGGAGGUCAUUGACGUGGCACCAGAGGUGCAUGAUGCGUACAUUGAGCUGGCCAAUCUGCUGUUGAAGGAUGAUCCUCUGGCUGCUGUGGACGUUUACAGUCGAUUCCCACUGAAGCCUGUAUGUGAACAAACCUUUGAUGAUGCUUUCAUAACAGGAGAGAUUGUGCAUAUUCUGAUGAAACAUGAACUGUAUGAGCAUCCUCAGCUACUGCCCAACCUGAUCGCACAUGGGAAAGUCAUGGGGCUUGGAUGCCUUGAAAAAUAUAUUGAAGCACUUGAAGGGAAGUUCAUGACCAGUCUUCUGAGGAGAGUUUAUGCUGGAAUUCAUGACAAAUCAGUGGACAAUGAGGAGCUGCAAGACUUCUUCAGAUUCAAGUGCUGGAUAUGAUCUCCUUAGUGUGGGACUGUCCUUUAUAUGCCUUUUUAAAUCCACCAUAAACAGAUGUUUUGGUCUAAACCCAUUCUGGCAUUGUCUGGCAUGUAUUUUUAGUCAGUGUGAAACAGGAUACUCAUCAAGAAACAAAGUCAGGUGGGACAACAGAGAACUGACUGGAUGUUGAAAAGUCAGCAUUACAGAAAGAGAGGAAGAGCAAAUUGUUAUAGCUUGAAAAAAGAUUGCAAAGACAAAAUGUAUAUUUCUGAUUA